Monoraphidium neglectum is the source of this 555-nucleotide messenger RNA. RefSeq lists its product as hypothetical. Gene Ontology annotation, molecular function: protein-macromolecule adaptor activity. Gene Ontology annotation, biological process: protein import into peroxisome membrane. The record is from RefSeq and is a predicted model, not a curated record. Lineage: Eukaryota; Viridiplantae; Chlorophyta; Chlorophyceae; Sphaeropleales; Selenastraceae. The transcript is spliced from 7 exons. Gene Ontology annotation, cellular component: peroxisomal membrane. The coding region runs from base 1 to 555 and encodes 184 amino acids.
AUGUCUUUCUGGAAGAGGAAUCAGCGCAAGCUGCUGGCCGCAGCGGCGGUGGGAGCGGCAGGCGCGGCAGCUGCAUACUACUGGUGGACCUACGAGUCCGAAGACCAAGCGGCCGAGCGCCGGCGGCGCGAUGACGCCCUCGCCCAACUCCAGUCCAUCGUCCACGGCGACCGCCGCCGCACCCCCACGCCCUUCGGGGGCGCCGGCGGCGGCGGCCCCGGCGGCGAGGGGGAGGGCGGGGGCGACGGCCACGGCCACGGCGGCGGCGAGGAGCAGUCUUUGGACGACAGCCUGCAGGCCCACUUCAACUCCAUCCAAGUGCUGUCUGAGCGCCAGGCCCUAGAGGACCUCCUGCCCCGCCUCAGGGACCUGCUGCACGCGGCCACCAGCCACGACGCCCUGCGGGAGCGCCUCCGCGCGCCGGGGCUCGCGGCGGCGGAGAAGCGGGCGCUGUGGGCGCAGCUGGCAGGGCAGUCGUUCACGCGCGCGAUGGGGGCGGUGUGGCUGGUGCCGCUCCUGGACCUGCUGUUGUUGAGCCGGCCGCCGUGCGCCUGA